This is a messenger RNA of Centropristis striata (black sea bass), 1964 nucleotides long. It is a transcript of the gene mutyh, whose product is annotated as mutY DNA glycosylase. The record is from RefSeq and is a predicted model, not a curated record. Bases 49 to 1602 code for a protein of 517 amino acids. Gene Ontology annotation, cellular component: nucleus. The transcript is spliced from 15 exons. NCBI's taxonomy places the organism in Eukaryota, Metazoa, Chordata, Actinopteri, Perciformes, Serranidae. Gene Ontology annotation, biological process: base-excision repair; mismatch repair. Gene Ontology annotation, molecular function: 8-oxo-7,8-dihydroguanine DNA N-glycosylase activity; adenine/guanine mispair binding; oxidized purine DNA binding.
CACUAGUAGAAUAAUCACGUAACUGUCUAGUGUAUUUGGUGUUUGGUUAUGAGCAGGUUGCGUUCAGCGAUGCUUAAAGGUAAGAGAGCCGGACUGAAGAUGGUAGAAACAGCAAAACCGAAGCGGAAAAACUCAAAGACCGCCGUGAAAGAAGAGGAAAAUGCGUCCUCAGCAUCCACAUAUCACACUUUCCACGAUCCUGCUGGCGUGGAGCUGCUGCGCUCUCAGCUCCUCAGCUGGUACGACAAGGAGCAGAGAGAGCUGCCCUGGAGGACUCUGGCUGUGACAGAGUCCGACCUCAACAUCAGAACAUAUGCAGUGUGGGUUUCAGAAAUCAUGCUGCAACAGACCCAAGUUGCCACAGUCAUAGACUAUUACAACAAAUGGAUGAAGCGAUGGCCCACAGUGCAGGAUCUUGCAGCUGCUACAAUAGAGGAGGUGAACCAGAUGUGGUCAGGUCUUGGCUACUACUCCAGAGGGAAAAGGCUACAUGAAGGAGCUCAAAAAGUGGUGUCGGAGCUGAAGGGGCAGAUGCCUCGCACCGUCGACAGCCUGCUGAAGCAGCUGCCUGGAGUAGGACGCUACACGGCUGCAGCUGUAGGCUCUAUUGCACUGGGCCAGGUCACUGGAGCUGUGGAUGGCAAUUUGAUUCGGGUGCUGUGCCGCCUGAGGGCCAUCGGAGCUGACAGCACAAGUCCUGCAGUAACAGAGGCGCUCUGGAGUCUAGCCAAUACACUAGUGGACCCCGAGAGACCCGGGGACUUUAACCAAGCCAUGAUGGAGCUGGGAGCUCGAGUGUGUACCCCUAAAGGAGCGCUGUGCAGCCAGUGUCCUGUACAGUCUCACUGCCACUCUUUCCGCAAGGUUCAAGUCAAACAAGAGAAAAACUCCAGGAAGCUGUUGGGGAAGCUGGACAGCUGGUCCACCCUCCCUGAUAUAGAAGACUGUCUGACCAGCGGGACAUGUCCUUUGUGUCCCUCUGAGCCCUGGGACGAUGACUUGGGUGUCCAGAACUUCCCCAGAAAGCCGGCAAAGAAGCCGCCUCGAGUGGAGCGAACUCUGACCUGUGUGGUGGUCCGACAGGGAGAGACGGGGGAGGACCAGUUCCUGCUCACACAGAGGCCAAACAAAGGUUUGCUGGCAGGUUUGUGGGAGUUUCCGAGUCUCCUGCAGGAGGAGCAGAGCUCUGAGAUCAGACAGAAGAGGGCGCUGUGUGCCCAGAUCAGCGGGCUACUGGGAACCAGUCUGAGCCAGAGCCUCCUCCAGUAUGUGGGAGAGGUGGUUCACAUCUUCUCCCACAUCCACCAGACGUACGUGGUUCACAGUGUGUGUUUGAAGGACUCGGACUCACAAACACAGACUGAAAAUGUUCAGUGGCUCACCAGGUCCGCUCUGCAGGAGGCUGCUGUGUCCACAGGAGUGAAAAAGAUUUUGAAGCUUUGCGACUCUGCGGACAGUCAAAAAGAGCAAACCUCUAAAGAUGGGAAAAGGCCAAAGAAUGAGAAGAAAGCACAGAGCUCAAAAAGAGCCAAACUGAGCUCAGCGAGCAGCAGACAGCUCUCCCUCAGCUCCUUCUUCAGCUCGGUUAAACAAGAAUCUUGAUGCUGUGAAACUUCUCAUACACGUGUUGCUACAUUACAUAUAAGUGUGUUCCCAUUGGUGGUUAUUAAAGACAAAAUGUCAUCAGUUUUUUAAAUGUUAUAAAAUGGGUUUUUUUAAAAGUAUAUAUAUUAUAUAAAGUGUCUUUUAAACCUUUUGAAUCAGCAGUAUCCUUUGUUUUGUAACAACCUCAUUAUAGAUAAUGUUUUAUUGCUAUAUGACUAGUCUUUCAUCUUAAUGUUUUAUUACAUAUAAUAAAUAUGUGAUGUUUUGUGUAACUUUGGAUAAUAAAGCCCAGACACAAGACAAACACCAGGUUUCAUGCCAGCUAAUAAAGUUUUAUUAUCUAUAUGUGUUUAUCAUGG